UCGAUUCUCGAAGAAGGUACAGGCACCUACCUCUCUUUGAAUCAUCAUCAUUUUCGAAGAAGAGACGAAGUUUUAGAUUACAAAGGAAACGAAACGAUCUCUUUUUUUUUAAACGUGCGUAGCUGCACGAAAAAUAAAACCUGCAACAAAUAACAUUAGAACCACAAAAAUGUGGUUGUGUGUGUGUACGACUCUCCAUGCACCAUGCUGUAUGGCAGGUAAGCAGCCUCCCAUUUGAUUGGACUUAUUACCGAUGUCGGCCGAGUUACGUAAUUCAUCUUCCCCUUUCUUUCAAUGUCCUCGGCUACACCCAUGCGAGUGUGGGUGUGAGGGUAUUCACGAGGGCUCCCCUUUUUCCUAUCCUACCUGGUGGGUUGGAGCACGUGUGGAUGCCUGGCCGUAUUUCCCGGGCAUAAAGUUACAAGUUGGCAGUCCGUCCGUCCAGCAUCAGGCGGGGAUCAGUGUUGCAGCAGGCGCUUCCGUCGUCGUCGUCAUCUCCCACAGGUGGAUUUAUUUCCUCCCCAUUCUUGAUUCCUUAUUGGCCGCCCCCCAAAAAGGCGACAACAGGUGAAAAUAUAUAUAUAAAACGAUCAUCUUUUUCAUUUCCAUUCGUUUGGCAAACGUUCACAACCAGAAAAUCCCGACGAAAAGAUAUCGUUACAGUGUUUGUUAAAAUUAUAUGCGUGUGGAUUUUUUCUUUAUCAUUUUCAUCUUAAGUCGAACGUCACGGGCUGUGACACGUUCUUGACCGGAUUGCUGUUGCUGCUGCUGCUGCCAAACGUCGUAAAAAGCGACUCACAAAAGUGAACAAACGUUUCAACGCAACUGUUAACACCGAGCAAUAAUAACCCACAAGUUCUCCCGGGUGUGUGUGUGUGUGUGUUAUCCUGCGAGAAUAAGUUAACGAAAUCAUCAAAUCCCGAUGGCUUAUCGUCAACGGAGAGGAACUUUUCCGACAUCGGUCGUCGCCGUCUGCUGGGCUCUGCUGGUCCUGCUGAUGUCGAGCGACGUAUGCAAAUCGCAGCCCAUUAAGAAGCCGCCAGCCAUAACUUACGUUGCCGGACCCAAUCAGUUGACCUUGCUGUUGGGCAGCAGCUCAUUCCGAUUCGGCUACGAUACGGACGACCAAUUCCGAGCUGAAAGGCGUUUCCCUAAUGGCACCGUGGCCGGCUAUUAUGGCUACAUGAGGGCCGAUGGUAAACCCAUCCGUGUCAAAUACGGAGCGGUCGACAAUCUCGGCUUUUCGGCCAUCGAAGAAAUUAUUCCAGUCACAUUCCCGCCGCCGACGACUCUCGAGCCCAGCGAAGAAGGAGAAGGCAGCGGCUCCUUGGAGCCCGUCACGGAUACGCCCCUUACCACCGUUACCGAGACGGUCGCGCUGGUCGACGAGCCGUUCAUAGUCGAUGACGCUGAAGACAAAUUGAAAACUGUCCUCGUCUUGCCCAAACAGCCGAUAGUUGACGACGAAAAAGAGUCUGUUUCCAUCGACGCGGCUGAUUAUUUCAGGUCCGGUGGAUUUCUGCCCGCCUCUCAGGCACUCGACAGCAACUUUCGAUUCGUCUUUCCCAAAAUUGACGUUCCGGAUCUUCCGCAACGACGUCAGACUCGAGCGGCUUUUCCUCCGCCCGUCGCCUUACCACCAACAGACCCCGUAGAGGAUCGCCGGAUUGUUGUUGAACAACUUCCGGGGGAACCGCCCAUCAUCUUCAAACAGCCGAAUCGUUUCCACAAGCUUGCGAGCACUCGUUACACGCUCAAUUGACCCAUUUAAAUUAUUUUUAACAAAUCAACUCAUGCACAACGAAAAACAAAUUCCUUUUCUAGAAUUCUUAAAUAAUUAAUUUGAAACUAGUUGCAAUGAUCGAUUGGUCACCUUAAAAUUUAAUAUAAGUUUUAAAAAAUAAUAAUUCAAACAACAUUCUGUUGUAAUUCUCAGUUAUGCUGGACAUCACCAUAAACGAAUGAUACGAUAAA
Molecule: messenger RNA, 1974 nt
Organism: Daphnia pulex (common water flea)
Lineage: Eukaryota; Metazoa; Arthropoda; Branchiopoda; Diplostraca; Daphniidae
Exons: 5
Coding region: 923-1762 (279 amino acids)
Cellular component (GO): chitin-based extracellular matrix
Molecular function (GO): structural constituent of chitin-based larval cuticle
Source: RefSeq, a predicted model, not a curated record